UUCAAAAGCCUUACGGAGAUAAAAAGACAGAUCUUCAUAGGAUGACAGCCAGGGAGGAGAAUCAAUUUUGAUCGUAAUUAAGGCAGCACCUUCGGCCGGAUUAUUUUUUUGCUGCCUAAACUGUGUGUGUGUUCCUGUCACCGGCCCUUAAUUCAUUUGCAUUUCAAAUUCUGAAGAUCACCCAUAUUGUGGUGAAAACGUGUCCUGCAUCCUUCAUCUCCAGGAUUUGUGCGUAAGUCUUCGGUGCCCAGUGUUGUGGAUGUGUCGUUCGGCUGCAGCGGUGUUGACCGCCCUCCUGUGCGCCGCGCGGCUGUGCGCGGCAGGGAGGAACCAGCCGCUCAACUACCGGCCCAUAAUUGGUGUGUUGGCGCAGGAAAAUCUUCCAGAUGACCAGUAUGCUCAUGGCUUCUCUUACAUCGCUGCCUCCUAUGUCAAAUACUUGGAAGGAGCCGGGGCUAGGGUUGUACCUGUGAGAAUCAAUCGCACAGAAGGAGAAUAUGCAAAUAUAUUUAAUGCGAUAAAUGGGUUGUUGCUUCCGGGAGGAGAUGUAGAUAUUCAGACAUCGCAGUACAGUCGAGCAGCCAAGAUCUUUUAUGACUUGGCUCUAAAGGCCAAUGAUGCUGGGGACUACUUCCCUAUCUGGGGAACCUGUCAGGGCUUCCAGCAGCUGUCUGUCCUCACUGCCAAUAAAAACCUGCUGACCCUCACCAAUACCAAGGCAGUUGCUCUCCCUCUUACUCUCACUCCAGCAACCCAGUCCAGCCGGCUCUUCCGGAGUUUUCCAAAGGAUCUUCUGCAGUCUCUGGCUGAGGAAAACAUCACUGCCAACUUCCACAAAUGGAGUCUAUCUUUGCAGAACUACAGCCGAAAUGCCAAACUGAAGAGGUUCUACAAGGUGCUGUCCACUAACAAUGAUGGGAAGAAAGAAUUCAUCUCCACCAUGGAAGCCCACCGCUACCCAUUUUAUGCCGUGCAGUGGCAUCCAGAGAAAACUCCCUUUGAGUGGGUGGAUAAGCCGGGCAUGACUCACUCCCCCGCUGCCAUAAGAGCCUCUUUCUACACCUCCAGCUUCUUUGUCUCUGAAGCCAUGAAGAACCAGCACCAUUUCUCCAGUCUCGUGGAGGAAGAGCGAGCCCUCAUCUAUAACUUCUCUCCCGUCUUCAGAGGCAUGAAUUCCAUCUUUAUCCAGAACUAUUACUUUGACUAAUGGACAGUACCCAAGAUGAAGCAGACCUGGGCUAGGUUUAGUCAUAAUUAGUUAUUAGUAGAAAAGUAACCUUAAAAUGAUGAUUAGAAGAUUAGAUCAGCUGAUUUGCUCAGAAAUGAAUUGCAGAAGUACCAACGGGACAGUGAUCAUAGUUUUACGCAUUGUAUACAAAACAAAGGAAAAUUACAAAAAAUGCAAAAACAAGCUUUCAACAACAAAUUUCACGUCUGUUCGUUUUGCCUGUAUUUUACACAUCUGGCAAACUAAAUGUAAUACAAAUAAAUAGUGAUAAAGACUUGAAUACUAAAUACUUGAAAGACAUGACUUACAUUUCAAAUAUUGUCAAUCAUCGGGGUACAGCAUAAAGUCUAAUUUACCAAUAAUGAUUUCCCUAUGUCUUAAUUGAAUACCUUUGGUGGUUUCGCCUCUAUUAUAUUCCAUUGGGUUGUGAUCGUAACCAAUAGGAGGCUUAAACUGAGUGAUUAGUGACUGUGUUGCAGUAUGUCACUCAUACCUCGCACAUACCCACUCUGGGACCAAUAAUUCCCCAAAUCACUGCCAUUUUUUUUGGUUUCCUAGUUUUCUUUCCGUCUUUAAAUGUUUUAUUUGUGAGUUUCUGAAAACAAUGUUGUCAGUUAAACUCACUGAGACAAGAAACAAGUGUACCUUUGUUGAGCCUCAGCAUCAUGCUCCAUCUGGUGUACUUUUUUAAUGAAUGAUAUAUGUAGAAUGUAAUAGCUUGGACAGAUGAGAUAAUCUUACCAGGCAAACCCCAUUAUGCGAUUAUUGGGAUACCUCUUUAUCCCAAAUGUAAACAUGGACAUCCAUUUAACACCUCCUAAAUUGCCAUGUUGUUUUCGAUCAUCAGCUAGAGGUUAGGAUAAAUGAUAUAAUGAAUGUGAGUCUUCAACCAUUUUUUUAUAUAGAAACACAUUUUGCCCUUUACUUCCAUGUAUUAUUUGUAUUCCACUGUAUGGCACAUGUUCCUAACUGUAAGAAAUCAGUGUGUAUGCCUGUCAAUGAUAAAGGAAAAUGUGGUUUCCAACUUGUGUCUUUGAAGAACUACUGUCACGCUAUAAUGUUGGAUAAUCAUUUUGUAAACUCUAAAGAUGAGUCUUGAGAAGAGUUCAUCUUUAAAUGAUUGUAUUCUUGUGCAUCUCUGUGGGCAUUUUAACAUUUGUAUUCAACAGAAAAUAGCAGUAUUUUGUAUAUCACAUUGUCUUGAGUAUGUUACAAUAACUCCAAAGAUGAUCAGCAUUUGGAUGGGUACAGUGUUUACAUCGAAACAUUCGCUUUAUUUUUACAGUUGGCCGAAGUAAUGACAUUGACUUCAUUAUAUAUGCAUUUUUUUAAAUUUCCAAAUUGGGAAUAUAUGUAGUCUAAUCUUAAACAUUUUAGGCAAACUUGGGGUUUUUAAAAUGACAGACAAAACGUAUAAAUGUAUUUAUAAGUGUGGCAUGGCAUCAUAACAUUACGGCAUGCUUUACAUUUUUUUUCCGAGCACAUUUUUUUUCAAUAAGGCUGAUAUUUUGUCAUUGUUUUUAACGGUUUUAUCAGGUUAACAAAAAGAAAAUGUAUAUAUUUAUUUUUGGGGUGUUUUGUUCAAAUGUUGCUUACCUCCAUUGAAUCAUAAUGUUUCCCUUUGCUUGAUAAGCCCGCUGGUAAAUAUGCAGCCACAAGUAAAACAAUAUAUAUUUUCUAUGUUAAAAAACACAUAAAUGAUGACCCUAUGAACUUGUCCAAAUUAUUUGGAUCCUUUCUGUAUAACAUUUGCCAGUUCAACACAGUGGCUUGGCUACAUUGAUUGUAUACAUUUGUUGGUUUGAACAUGUGAUGAUCAGACAUUAAAGAGAGUCAAGUAAA
Eleginops maclovinus (Patagonian blennie) is the source of this 3070-nucleotide messenger RNA. RefSeq names its product zgc:171566. Gene Ontology annotation, cellular component: vacuole. NCBI's taxonomy places the organism in Eukaryota, Metazoa, Chordata, Actinopteri, Perciformes, Eleginopidae. The record is from RefSeq and is a predicted model, not a curated record. Gene Ontology annotation, biological process: tetrahydrofolylpolyglutamate metabolic process. The transcript has 9 exons. Gene Ontology annotation, molecular function: gamma-glutamyl-peptidase activity. The coding region runs from base 260 to 1207 and encodes 315 amino acids.